CAGUCAGUCGAGACCGUCGCUUUCCCCGUCUCUUGUCAGCUGUUUCCCUGUUCGCAAAACACGCUCCUGCCAUCUUGACGAACGCCCCUUCCGCGCGACAUGUUUUACAGAGGAGAGAGGACGCAUUCCCGGCCAUCGUAGAGAACUCACACCCGUCACCCAUCCAUCCGGCCGCUCUCGUCGCGCGUCGCAGAAACACUCCCGGCCCCGGCCUCGUCGAAUCGCAUCCACGCCCGCCCCACGUUGUAGUUUGUUGCCCUGGACGCGACACUUAGCCCUCGGGCAUGUCGCAGCAUGUUGCUCGACAGUUAUGGGGGUUGCCGACCACCACAUCGUCGGAGGUCACUGCCUCGUGCACUCCAUACACACUCCCUUCGAACGGCAUCCUUAGUUUCGCCGAAGACAAUAUCGUCACCCUUACCGCCAAUGUAGUCUUCUCACCAGCCUGUACUGAAGGCUAUCAAACACCCGGAUCCAGCAAAGACCCUUCCAGCGUGGCCGACCUCGAGAACCCCUUCUAUGCAUCGACCAUCCCUCAGACAUUUGUAGUCGCAUGUGCUACAUCCCUCGCAUGGGUCCUGGUUGUGAUGCUCAUGAUCAACUCGCGAUCCUUUACUCCUGGUUUCGGUCUCACAAACUUUGCUUCUGGACGAGGAUUGAUUGGUGGCGCUACUGGUGGUACUGCUGCUCCUGGUGUCGGCUCCCGACCAUGGCUCCAGAAAGUCGCCGCUCUUCUCACUGCAAUCGCCUUGACCAUCGCUACUGCCGACACAUUCAAAGUUGCUCAAGAACAAUACGAAAUUGGUUACAUGGACGGAGAUGCCAUGCACAGUAGAGUCGAAGGCAGCAUGGAAGUCCGUGUCACCCGUGUUAUAUCUGAUGUUUUCCUCUGGCUCGCCCAAGUACAAACUCUUAUCCGUCUGUUUCCGCGUCAUAAGGAGAAGGUUGUUAUCAAAUGGGUCGGUUUCGCCCUCAUCAUUCUGGACACAAUCUUCUCCUGCCUCAACAGUUUCCUGGUCGACAGUUUCAACCGCCCCCGGCACUUCGUCGACGCCAUUCCAGCUUUGAGUUAUCUAUUCGAGCUUGCCGUUGGACUGCUCUACGCCGCCUGGGUCAUAUUCUACGGUCUUACCAAACGCCGCUACGCCUACUUUCAUCGGAAAAUGAAAAGCAUUUUCAUAGUUGCUCUCUUAUCACACAUAGCCAUACUAACGCCUGUCGCCUUCUUUAUCACCGAUGUCGCCCAACCGGAUGUCGCUGCAUGGGGUGACUACUUCCGAUGGGUUGGUGCUGCUGCAUCUAGUGUCGUCGUCUGGGAAUGGGUCGAACGGAUAGAAGCCCUGGAACGAGAUGAAAAGAAAGAUGGCAUUCUUGGACGUGAGGUCUUUGAUGGCGACGAGAUGAUCGACUUGACCCCUGGAGACAACAUGACUUAUACAAGGAAACCUCGUGACAACUACCGGCCAGCCGACCACGAUCACGAUCGUUCUGGUGGCACCACCCAAAAGACUGGCUCACAACAAGACGGGGUAAACCGUUUCCCUUCACGAAGGCGAAAAGCGACACCUCGUCGGAGCACUCAUCUGCCGCUUGGUAGAGCACAUUCUGAGAAUCGAACAAUCACUUUUGGAUCUCUACCUCGACCCGAGACUGCUCUAACCCCCAUUACCAACCAGACACCACCACCUCCCCGACUGUCACCUCCCGAUAGAACAAAUACAACAAGUGCCGCCUCGACUGUAUAUGUCAUCAACUAUGGCGAGUCGCAAGAACCUGAACCCGUGCGGCGCCGUACCGAAGACAUACCUGAACAUCCGCCACCAGAUGACCUGGAAGCUCAAACGUCAACUGCACUACGGGACGAGAUCCGGUAUGCCGAUGCAACCAUGCCAGGCGGCUCAUCACGACUGCGACAAACGAGCAAUGCGCUUCGAAACGUAGUUCAGAACCCCUUCAAGCGGAAACGAAUGAGUCCGCCGGCAGAAGUCAGAGCAGCAAGGCAUGAUAGCGAUACACCCGGUUUGCCGUCCCAUUCAUAUUCGAAGUGGGACAUCAAAGGCCGUAUUGGUGCAAUCGCAGCUGAGCAGGGCGAGAAGUUCCGAGAAAGGAAGCAAGAAAAGUCAAACAAUAUUGACCUACCCUAUACUGUCAUCCCAGCACCAACCCGUGGAGCGGCGGCCUGGAGUCCGCACGCAAUGAAGCAUACUAAGAGCGAUCUUAGUAGCGACGUUACACCUUCCGAUUCGCAGCACAAUACUGUGCGAGACUCGAAUAGCUCGCAACAUGUUACAUGGGCCAGCUCGACUACAGCUGGCAGUCAGGGUGAAAAUAUCAUCAACGAGGCUGUCAGUAGCCGGACAGAUGACAACGAGACGCCUCGACCAGGACAUGCUACAUUGCAAGAUGCGAGUCGGUCAACGAGUUCUUCAACACCGGGACCAGCAGCAGGCAACGAUGAUGAGCGUAGAACGCCACGACCAACAUAGAAUAUCUUGGUCUUCACGGCAAUUAUGAGGAGUUUACACGGCGUUACGGAUUAGAGAAGACCUUCCGAGGUCCAAGCAUUCCAGGAAAAGGAUGGCAUCUUUAUUUUUAUCUUUUUUUGAUUCACGUUUUUGAUUUUGUUUGGGACUUGCUAGAUUACUUCUCUCAGAUACCCCCUCUUUUUCUUUCUCUCUUUUCUUUUCUUUAUCAUCCAGCGAUUUCUCCUUUUGAUGUACGGAGGGAAAAGCAUCCGGUUUUUUUUUUUUUUU
This is a messenger RNA of Aureobasidium pullulans EXF-150, 2753 nucleotides long. RefSeq names its product PalH-domain-containing protein. Gene Ontology annotation, biological process: cellular response to pH. Gene Ontology annotation, cellular component: plasma membrane. The record is from RefSeq and is a predicted model, not a curated record. The transcript has 2 exons. Lineage: Eukaryota; Fungi; Ascomycota; Dothideomycetes; Dothideales; Saccotheciaceae. Bases 285 to 2486 code for a protein of 733 amino acids.